CAUGGGUUUGGCUUUACGCCGCCAAUGUUGGGACUCGUCGGUCAAAUCUAUUCCACCGCGCCCGCGAAUCCGCAGUCUUCCCAGAAUUAGACUCGAAUACGCUGGUUCUGACAAACCCACCUUAGGAUGGGAAUGAUGAGAGCCCGCUGCCAAGCGCCGUUCGGCUUGGGCGAGCACAAGAUUAUCCGACAAUCCACUUUCGACUUUUCACAUUCGCAAUGGCAAUCCCCACUCGCACUCUCGGCCACAAUGGCCCGACGGUCCCUGCCCUUGGCUUUGGUGCCCUGACCCUGGGCGUCGCUGCUUAUGGGUCGUCAGGCUCUCAGGAGGGCGGAGGCACCACAGAAGAGAAGCUGAAGCUGCUCGACCGCGCCUACGAGAUCGGCCAGCGAUUCUGGGACACGGCAGACGUCUACGUCGACAGCGAGGACCUGAUCGGCCAGUGGUUCAAGAAGACGGGCAAGAGGGCCGACAUCUUCCUCGCCUCCAAGUUCGGCCUCGACUACACCGACAAUAUCCAGACGGUGAACACCGAUCCCGAGUACGUUCGCUUUGCCUGCGAGCGGAGUCUCAAGAAACUAGGUAUCGACACCAUCGACCUGUACUAUAGCCACCGCGUCAGUGACAAGACGCCCAUUGAAAAGACAAUCGAGGCCAUGGUUGAGCUGAAGAAGGAGGGCAAGAUCCGCUACCUGGGCCUGUCUGAGGUCUCGGCGGCCACCAUCCGGCGCGCGCACGCUGUGCACCCCAUCGCCGCCGUGCAGAUGGAAUACAGCCCCUUCUGCCUCGAGAUCGAGUCGCCACAGAUCGGCGUGCUGCAGACGUGCCGCGAGCUCGGCAUCGCUGUCGUGGCCUACAGCCCCAUGGGUCGCGGCCUGCUGACGGGCCAGAUCCGGUCGUGGGACGACCUACCGGCCGACGACUUCUUCCGCCGCAACACGCCUAAGUACUCGGCCGAAAACUUUCCCAAGAUCCUGCGCCUUGUCGAAGCCUUCGAGGCCGUUGCCGCCGCUCACGCCUGCACGGCCGCCCAGGCCUGCCUCGCCUGGCUGAUCGCCCAAGGCGACGACGUCAUCCCAAUCCCCGGCACCAAGACCGUCAAGUACCUCGAACAGAACACGGCCGCAGCCAGUAUCAAGCUCACCCCCGAGGAGAUCAAAGAGAUCCGGCGUGUCGCUGAGGCCACGAAUCUGCCCGGCGAACGGGGCCCUAUUUCUUUCAUGGCCCCCGCCUUCGGCGAUACCCCGGAGCUGUGAGAUUAAGUAUUGGGUUCGAAGCUGGGAGAAGGCAGGCGUUGCGCGGCUCGGUCAAUCUGGUCUAACUUAUCGAGACUCUACGAUCGGAACCUUCUCAUGAAGCUGGGCUGUGGAAGAUGGCUAUCCCAUUGCCUGACUAGGUGCCUGGUACCUGCUUAGUACGAGUUUCUGGAUAAAUAUUGACAUGCAGAUAAUUAACAGUUAAUGUCGAAUUUCCAACUCA
Messenger RNA from Lasiosphaeria miniovina, 1479 nucleotides. Its product is annotated as NADP-dependent oxidoreductase domain-containing protein. Lineage: Eukaryota; Fungi; Ascomycota; Sordariomycetes; Sordariales; Lasiosphaeriaceae. Gene Ontology annotation, cellular component: cytoplasm. The record is from RefSeq and is a predicted model, not a curated record. The transcript has 4 exons. Bases 219 to 1256 code for a protein of 345 amino acids.